UGGGGGAGGGGGACACCCUGACGUCAGCCCCCCCAACAGCGAGCAGGAGGCUCCAGUGGGCAGCACAGGCCAGCAGGGGGCGGCUCCCCGGCCAGCAGCGGGCCAACCACGUGACACGGGAACGUCGCGCGACCCUCCAGCCGCACGUGCUCUCGCGGAUCAGCGACGUCACAACGGUCCCCGCGAGGCGUCCCCGCCCCCGCCCGGAAGCGGCGCUGGGGCGGCGGCUGAGCGAUGGCAGAGGCCGAGCCCGGGGCCGCGCCGCUGCCGCACGGCUGCCCCGGCACCAGCAGCGCCCAGGCCGGCAAAACCGCCGCCUGCCAGGGCUGCCCCAACCAGCGGCUGUGCGCCGCCGGCGGCCCCGCCGCCUCGGACCCCGCUAUAGAAGAAAUAAAGGAGAAAAUGAAAAUUGUGAAGCACAAAAUCCUAGUUUUGUCUGGGAAAGGAGGAGUCGGCAAGAGCACUUUCAGCGCCCACUUGGCUCAUGGCUUAGCAGAGGACGAGACUAAACAGGUUGCUCUGCUGGACAUAGAUAUUUGUGGACCAUCAAUCCCUAAAAUAAUGGGUAUAGAGGGAGAACAGGUUCACCAGAGUGGUUCUGGAUGGUCUCCGGUGAAAACUUGUGUGUCAUGUCUGUGGGGUUCUUGCUCAGUGGUCCUGAUGAUGCUGUUAUCUGGAGAGGACCCAAAAAAAAUGGAAAUAUCACUUCAGGAUGUUCGAAAGGAGAUCAACUUUUGUCAUAAGGUGAAACUGCCAAUCAUAGGUGUUGUUGAAAAUAUGAGUGGCUUUGUAUGCCCAAAAUGUAAGAUUGAAUCUCAAAUCUUUCCUCCAACAACUGGAGGAGCAGAGAAGAUGUGCCAAAAUUUAAAUAUUUCUCUCCUGGGGAAAGUGCCUCUAGAGCCUCAAAUAGGGAAAAGUUGUGAUGAAGGCCAAUCUUUUUUCUCUGAAAUACCUGAGUCCCCAGCUACUUCAUCUUACAGGAAUAUCAUCCAAAGGAUUCAAGAAUAUUGUGGCCUACAACACCCACAAGAAAAAUUAUCUAACCAAGGAAUGGAAUAAAUGUGCAGUUAACUAUAGGAAAGCAACGAUUGUGUCAUGAAUUGAUAGGCAGAAUGUAAAGACUUAUACUCCUUUUCUGUAUUGCAAAUAAAUAAUUUUUAAGUUAA
Molecule: messenger RNA, 1166 nt
Organism: Chelonia mydas (Green sea turtle)
Lineage: Eukaryota; Metazoa; Chordata; Testudines; Cheloniidae
Product: cytosolic Fe-S cluster assembly factor nubp1
Exons: 10
Coding region: 235-1059 (274 amino acids)
Biological process (GO): iron-sulfur cluster assembly
Cellular component (GO): cytosol
Molecular function (GO): ATP binding; iron-sulfur cluster binding; ATP-dependent FeS chaperone activity
Source: RefSeq, a predicted model, not a curated record